Messenger RNA from Anneissia japonica, 3653 nucleotides. RefSeq names its product tripartite motif-containing protein 2-like. The record is from RefSeq and is a predicted model, not a curated record. Bases 28 to 2181 code for a protein of 717 amino acids. Gene Ontology annotation, biological process: positive regulation of DNA-templated transcription. Gene Ontology annotation, molecular function: zinc ion binding; ubiquitin-protein transferase activity. Gene Ontology annotation, cellular component: chromatin; nucleoplasm. NCBI's taxonomy places the organism in Eukaryota, Metazoa, Echinodermata, Crinoidea, Comatulida, Comatulidae. The transcript has a single exon.
UAUUAUUGUUGACAGGAAUAGUUCAAAAUGGCUACCAGUGAAUUGAAUCAGUUUCUUGAAACUGUUGAUCAGAAGGUCCUGGAGUGUGCUAUUUGCAUGAAGAGACUUCAAAAUCCUAAAUCCCUCAACUGCUUACAUAGUUACUGUCUGGCAUGUCUGGAAGACUGGGUUAAGGCGAAGGGUAAGUUGACAUGUCCAACCUGCUCAAGUUCAUAUGCCAUUCCCGAGGGCGGACUUAAGAAGCUUCCACCAAAUACAUUUGUGAAUAACUUAUUGGAAACUAUUGAACACAUUUCCAAAAGAGAUCAGAUGAAAUGUGUUUGUGCUAAAGGGCAGGCAAAAUACUACUGCCAGGAAUGCAGACAUUACUUGUGCUCUUCUUGCAGUGACCAUCACAAAAUAUUUCCUAUGUUAGCAAAUCACAAGCUGCAUACAGUGGAGGAUGUGCGAUCUAUGACUCCACAAGACUUUGCUGCGUUACAUCCACCGUUGUGUUCGGUUCAUAACAAACCUUUUGAGUUUUACUGCGCAGAUUGUAAAACUCCAAUCUGUAUAAAUUGUACAGUUAUGGAUCACAAGGAGCAGGAAGGAAAACACAAACCAAUUAAUAUUUCAAAAGCAUUCCAAUCAUUUAAAGAAACGUCUAAAAAAUUGGAGGAAGCUGCUUAUAAAUGUGAAAACCAAUUGCAAGAUGGGUUAAAGGCUGUUAUUGAAUAUGCUACGAACUUAGAAAAAAGUAAAGAUACAAGUUUGAGAGAUAUUGAUAAUCAUGUGCAAGUAAUGGUCAAGAAAAUGAAGGAGAGUGGAGACAAAAUGAAAAAUGAGGUAGAGACAAUCUACAAAGAGAAAAAGAAGGCAGUUGAUGUACAAAUUAGUGAAUUGAAUACAACAAUAUCUGAUUUAAAUAAAAAAAUUAGUUUGCUUAAUCAUUUAUCGAAGAGUGAUGAAGCAACAGCACUGCAAUCAAGUGAAACAGUAAUUACAGCACUGAAUGACAGAAUAAAAAAACUGCCAAAAACAAAGCCAAGUGAUAACAGACAAAUUAUAUUCCAAAUAAAUGAGCAUCAAAUUGCUUCUUUACAACAAUGCAAUAUUGGAAAUGUUACACUUGUGAGGGCAGCAGACUGUUUACAGUUACAAGGAAUGAAAUCUGUAACCCAAGGUCAAACAAUUGUUGUCAAAAUAAUAAAAACAGAUGAAUGUGAAAUACAGGCAAAUCAACUAAAGGCAACAUGGACACAGCCUACAGGAGAAACCUCCAACACUCAAGUUGAUGAAGAUGACAAUGGAGAUUAUUUUGUGACAGGUAAAUGUACAAGUCCAGGUAUUUGCAAACUAGAUGUGACUGCUGAUUGUGAACAAAUUAAGCAGUCACCAAUGGUAAUCGAGGUAGAGAAGGAAGGAAUAGUAAAAACCAUUAAAAUAAACAAAUAUGUUAAAGAUAUAGUUAAGUGUGAAGAUGAUUGCUUACUGGUAUCAUGUAAAACAAAUACAAUGCUGAAGUACAAGCAAUCAGGAGAAUGUAUUGGUAAUGUUACACUACCAGCAGGUGUGAAAGUUUGCAAUAUGUACAAAAUGAAAAAUGGUAACAUAGCAUUCAAUAACUGGGGAAACAAUUGCAUCACAAUAUGUAAUAUGAAUAGCCAAGUGAUAAAAUUAAUUAAUAAUGUGGAAUUGAAUAAACCAUUUGGUAUUCAUGUGGAUGAGGCAUCAAAUAUUUUGUAUGUAGGAUUUGGGUCAGAGGUGUUGCUAUUCAACAUUGACAGCGGACAGAAGAUCAGGAGCAUAUGGACUGAUGACGAUCAAGAAGGACAAAUCAGUGGAGUUAGUGAUUUUUCUCUUACUAAUCACAGAAAUAUUAUUAUAUUGGAUUUUUACAACAACAGAGUACAACUAUUUGAUAAUGAGGGACGGUUCAUGAAAGUCCUUGUCAAAGCAGGUGAUGAAGAUGGAAAGGUGAUGAAACCAUGGGGAGUAGUAGUUGAUCAGGAUGACAACAUUAUCAUAUCAAGUGAACACAAAAUACAGCUGUUCAGUAGUGAUGGAAAUUUCAUUAAAAGAAUUGAUAAACAAGAAGAUGGAAUUAAAACUCCACUUGGAUUAUCAAUCAUUUCAUAUUAUCCACGAAGAGUUGCAGUAGCAAACCGAGGUGAUAAAACAAUAAAAAUAUUUAAUUAUUAAAAUAUAAUAUGUUGCCCUCACUUGUUUUGUUGUGUUGAUGUCAAGGGGUGCACUUGAUGUAUUCUGCCCCUCUAAAAUCAAUAAAUAUACAAUUUCAUAUUCUAAUGUCAUUGUAUUGUAAUUGACAAAGAAUUUGUAACAAUACCUGUUUAUCUUUUUAUGUUAUCAUGCAUGUUUUUUACAUUUUGUACUGUGUACAAGACAAUUUUCAAUGUUACCUUAAUAGUGUAUGAUUGAUGAUAAAAUUAAAUUUUGACUUUGACAAUAGAAUACAAGAAUUUAUAAGGAUAAUGUUCAAUGAAAAUGAAUGAAAAAACUACAUAAAUGUAAUUAAAACAACAGAUCUUGUAUACUGUACUGCUUAAUGAAUUUAUUUUAUAUUGUCUUUAAUAAACAAACAGCCUAUUUCUAAAUCACUGGGGUUUCUGCAGAUGAUGUGAUGCACCUAGCAGUAGUUUUAGCCUAGCCAAUAGAUAUUGAAUUACAAUAUGGCUGUUUCCGCGAUAUAGCACUACCAAAUUACACUGAAGUCUCACCCCUCUCUUAAUAUCCUUAUUUUAAGACAGUUUUAAGUUUCCUUUUUUACACUAUAAAUAUAUGUAGAUAAAUUAAGUUUUCUCAUCAUGAUUCUUAAGAAUGAUCAAAUAGAUUGAAACCUUGAAUCUUCAAAAUGUCUCUCUUUUUUCAGAGUUACUGUAUUUGUAUUUUUUUCUAUUGAAGUACUGUAUUUUCUCAUAAUAUCGUUAUUAAUCUGAAAUUUACUAUAAUCAUAUGUAUUUUAAUUUGUAGUCUUACCUUUUAUUAUGAGUGGUGACCCUGCUAAGACUGUAUCAGUCAACUGAUAUAACAGCAACUAGAAUUCAUUAUACGCGACUAUCCACUAUUAAGGAAACUACGUUAAGACCUGUGUAGCUCCACUGAUUAUGGAGUCACACGAAUGAAUGAACGAACAAACUUUAUUAGGAGAUAAUAAUUUAAUUUAAUUUCAUUAAUAUUUGUCUACCUAUGUAAUGGACAAAUUAUAUUUAUUUUACUGUAUUUAUUUUUACUGUUGAAUAAUUUUUAAGUCGAUCUUAUUUUACAUGCUAAAUUGUUGUGUAAUCUGUAAGUCGAACAAUAUUUCAAUGGCAUUUCGAAAUCGACUUUGGCAAGUUCAACUGUAUCUGUAUUAAAUUAAUAACAAUUAGAUUGAUAAGCUUUUGAGCUGUGUUCAACAAUCCAAGCCAAAUUUAGUAAUUGUUAAAUCUGUUGCUUGUUUUGUGACCUUUCCCAUGUUAUGUAAUAGAUGCUUGUUUACAGCCGGUCAUGUGACUUAACUUGGGUAUACAUGAAAAACAUUAUAGUGUGAUAGUAUAGGAAAGAUAAUGUUAUGGUUGCGAAAACAACCACCCACUGUAAAGUUGAGAAAUAAAUGGAUAGGAAAGUCAGUACAAUUGUUCUGCCUUUUAUUUACUUAUCCUAGCGUUCUCAAA